Molecule: messenger RNA, 1071 nt
Organism: Rhizophagus irregularis DAOM 181602=DAOM 197198
Lineage: Eukaryota; Fungi; Glomeromycota; Glomeromycetes; Glomerales; Glomeraceae
Source: RefSeq, a predicted model, not a curated record
AUGCUACUCAGGAGAAGGGAUUGGACAAAUACUGCAACAACACGAGCACAAUAUAUUAGCUUUUAUAACAGCAUGUGGCUUGUGGCCAAUGAUAUUAUUAUCGGACUUACGAUCGGUUCUUUUCUUGUCAAUAAUAGUGAGUACGUGGCUAACAUCAUUUUGAGGGACUAUCUUGAUCGCUAUACGAUAGAAAAAUUAGUGUCGAUGAUAGAUUGGCUAAUGGGUUGGCCGGCUGGAUUGAAAUUAAAUAGUGAAUUGGACAGUUUUUUGGGGGAACUUUUCCUUCGGCUGAUUGAACUUUGGAAAGACUUUUUGUCAUUCAUGACAAUUCACAUUUACUUGUUUUAUAUGGUUGCUGCAAAAAUUUUUAAUUGGCAACUUACUAUACUUUAUUCUUUAUUUAAUUUAUUUCAAGGCAAAAAAUGGAACACUUUACGUAAUCGUAUUGAUUCCUGUGAUUACGACUUGGAUCAAUUGCUUUUAGGCACUAUAUUAUUUACAUUAUUAACAUUUUUGUUUCCUACGGUUGUAGUUUAUUAUGCUACAUUUGCAACUAGUCGUGUAGCCGUUAUUUUUUUGCAGGCAGUUAUGGAAACGUUAUUGGCGUUCCUAAAUCAUUUUCCAUUAUUCGCUAUUAUGUUGCGAUUCAAAGAUCCAGAUCGAUUACCGGGUGGAUUAAAAUUUAUUAUAUGUGAUCCAGAUUAUUUUGCAACUUAUGGGGUUGCUAGACCUGACCGAAACCCCCAAAACGAAGAGGAAUCUGAUCAAGUUAUCAGGGUUAGAAAAAAUCGAAUAAAGGUUGAUGUUAAUAAUUCAAAUUUUACAUCAUUGUCAACAAUUCCUCCAACUUCUCCCAUAUCUAUAAAUCCUUCAAUGUCAGCAUCAUGGCCACCAAGAAAUUUACCUAUUCCGUUAUCAGCAAUAUUCUUCCAAUAUUUGUUAUUAUGGAAACGAUUAAGUUCGCACUAUUUUUCUUUCUAUGUAUUACGAUGCCUUGUUAGUGGCGAGACUAUAAAACCAAUAGCCAGACUUCAAUACCCUAUGUUACCUGAAACUAGGUAUAAGUCAUAA